AUGAAUAUCAGAUUGGAAGAGAUGUCUGGCAAAUCUACCACUAUCAAUGUCAACAAAAGCCAACUAGUUGGAGAUAUAAUUGAAGAAAAUAAUCUUAGCUUCAAUGAUUCUUUUAAGAUCUUAUUGAUUCACAAGGGAAAGAUUCUUAACAACGAAAUCACUUUGGGAUAUUAUGAAAUAAACGAAGGUGAUAAGAUUAUCGUCUUCCGAAAGAAGAUUGUUUCACAUAAUACAGUUUUGGAAGAAUCAGAAAGCAAAAUUACAGAUGAUAGCAAACAAAACCCUAAGAAAUUUGCUGCUAAGAUGCGUAAAAUGGAGAUAAUGGAGCGCAUUAAGGCAGAAGACAGAUUUUUCCAGAAUUGGGAAUCUUCGAGAAUGUUACCAAAGAUUCUCAAUGAGUCUAUGAAGAUUAUUAAACAAAGAGAGCAAGCUGAAGAAACUGCUUCUCAAACUAUAAUUCCAGAAAAACCAUUUUUAUCCACAAACAGAUUACCUUUAUUUGACGAUUAUCCACUUCCAAAUACUCAACUAAGGCAUAGAUCAAAAGAAAUACCUGUAAGAAUUGAAUAA
Trichomonas vaginalis G3 is the source of this 570-nucleotide messenger RNA. Its product is annotated as ubiquitin-like family. Gene Ontology annotation, molecular function: protein binding. NCBI's taxonomy places the organism in Eukaryota, Parabasalia, Trichomonadida, Trichomonadidae. The coding region runs from base 1 to 570 and encodes 189 amino acids. The transcript has a single exon. The record is from RefSeq and is a predicted model, not a curated record.